This is a messenger RNA of Priceomyces carsonii, 2157 nucleotides long. It is a transcript of the gene GCD6, whose product is annotated as translation initiation factor eIF2B catalytic subunit epsilon. Bases 1 to 2157 code for a protein of 718 amino acids. Gene Ontology annotation, biological process: biosynthetic process. Gene Ontology annotation, cellular component: eukaryotic translation initiation factor 2B complex. Gene Ontology annotation, molecular function: guanyl-nucleotide exchange factor activity; translation initiation factor binding; translation initiation factor activity. The transcript has a single exon. NCBI's taxonomy places the organism in Eukaryota, Fungi, Ascomycota, Pichiomycetes, Serinales, Debaryomycetaceae. The record is from RefSeq and is a predicted model, not a curated record.
AUGGCUGUAAAAGGUAAAAAACUGAAAGAAGUGGUGAAAGAUGAGAGAUUUCAAGCAAUUGUAUUGACUGAUUCGUUUCAAACGAGAUUUAUGCCACUUACAUCUGUAAAGCCUAGAUGUCUUUUACCGUUAGUGAACGUUCCUUUGAUAGAAUAUACUCUUGAAUUUUUGGCAAGAGCACAAGUUAAUGAAGUCUAUGUGUUCUGCUCUUCUCAUGCUGACCAAAUUCAGCAAUAUAUAGAGCGUUCCAAAUGGGUGUCAAAAAAUUCGCCAUUUACAAUCAAGACUAUUAUGUCACUCGAGUCCAGAUCGGUGGGCGAUGCUAUGAGGGAUCUUGAUAACCGUGGGUUAAUAAGUGGGGAUUUUUUGUUAGUUUCAGGAGAUGUGGUUACCAAUAUUGAUUUUGAAAAGGCAAUGAAUUUCCAUAAACAAAAGAGACUGAUUGACAAAGAUCAUAUAGCUACUAUGGUUCUCACUCCUGGUAGUCCAUUUCACAGGACGAGAUCCCCUGUAGAUCCCUCUGUUUUUAUGAUCAAUAAGGAGACUGACAGAUGCAUAUAUUAUCAAGAUAUACCCCCCGUUGAUGGAAAGAAAACCAGUAUAGAUAUUGAUCCAGAGCUCUUGGAGGACAUUGAAGACGAUUUGGUUAUUAGAAAUGAUUUAAUUGAUUGUCAGAUUGAUAUAUGCUCGCCUCAUGUGCCUCAGAUAUUUCAAGAGAACUUUGAUUAUCAAUCUUUGAGAAGUGACUUUUUAAAGGGAGUUUUGACUUCAGAUUUAUUAAAAAAGUCGAUAUACGCCUAUAUAACCGACGGUUCCUGCUACUCAGCGAGGGUUGAAAGUUGGGCCACAUACGAUGCUAUAAGUCAAGAUAUCUUAGGCAGGUGGUGUUAUCCAAUAGUGCCCGAUUCAAAUUUGUUAGAGUUUAACACUUAUACUUACGAGUUUAAUCACAUAUACAAGGAAGAAAAAGUGGUAUUGGCACAGUCCUGCAAAAUCGGAAGUUGUACAUCGAUUGGAUCACAUACCAGUGUCGGCGAUGGAACGUUGAUAAACAAGUCAGUUAUCGGGAGAAAUUGCAAAAUCGGUAAGAAUGUGAGAAUUAAUAAUUCAUACAUUUGGGAUAAUGUUACGAUAGAUGAUGAUUGUGAAAUAUCGUAUACAAUUGUUGCUGAACAUUGUUUUAUUGGCACGAACGCUAUCUUAAGUUCCGGCUGUGUCAUUGGUCAUAAUGUAAAAAUUGGAGACGAUGAAGUUCUUCCUAAUAAUACUAGAUUAAUAGAAGUUCCAUACAAGAAGCAUGGAUUUAAUACUCUUGAUUCAUUUAGUGACGAAGAAGCUUCUACAAAGAUUGGUACCUCAGGCGAAGAGGAUGAUGAUAUUAGGGGUUUGAGUCGUGGUAUAAAAGGGUUUGUCUAUAACUCCGACAAUGAGAAUGAGAAUGAUUCAGAUUCAGAAGUUGUGUCUUCUGGGCUAUAUUCUGGAAUUAUAUACAACCAAAGAGCAUUGAAUACGUCAGAUGCUUCUAUAUCAUCUAUCUCUACCAGCAGAAAGAAGCAUCGUCGUCAAUCAAGGAACAGACGCUUGUCAACCACUUCUAUGAUGUCAGACUAUGAAGCUGGAGUUUUCUCAGAAGAGGAAGAAGAUUUCGAGAAGGAGGCAAUUGCUACUAUUCAGAGAUCCUUAGAGAAUAACCAUGAUCUUGACACAGCGUUGCUUGAAUUGAACACUUUAAGGAUGUCGAUGAAUGUCACCUAUCAUGAGGUUAGAGUUGCAACGACUCGUGCUUUGUUUUCUAAAGUCGUAGACUUUAUAACAACUGGAACGCUACAACCAAAGGAGGCAGCUGAGAAAAUUUUUAGGAGUUGGGGAUUACUUUAUAAAAGACAAGUCUUUAAUGCGGAGGAACAAGUUGAUUUAUGUCAGGAACUCCAGAGCCAGACUUCUAAAUUAGAUAAAUCCUACAAUCAAGUAUUAUUAUUCAUUGCCAUAAGAAUACUAUACGAGCAGGAUAUUUUGGAAGAAGAAAACAUAUACGCUUGGUGGGACUCAGUGGCUUCUACGGCCAAUGAUGAUUUAAUCCAAGUGAGAAAAUUAUCGGGUCAAUUUAUAGAAUGGUUGAGAGAUGCUGAAGAAGAAAGUGAGGAAGAGAGCGAUUGA